CUACUUUGAAGACAAACUUGUGUUUACAAGUUACGAGAAAAUAUUCCCCUUUAUGGUGUUAUAAACGACAAAUAGACGAUGAAGUGUGUUAUACCAGGAAUCAAUAUAAAAGUGUUUGGAAGAGCAAUUCAUUCCUUAGCAAAAAUUGGAGAAGAAUUAUAUGUAGAACCAAGUUCAAAGGGUGUUGCCUUUCGAACUGUCAAUUCAUCCCGCUCAGCAUUUGCAUCGUACACAUUCAGCUCAAGCUUCUUUUCACAAUACGAUGAUGGAUCUCUAAACCAAGAAAAGGAUGCUGGGGAGGAAACUGUCAAAUGCAAAGUUGCCAUGAAGGCAUGCUUAAAUGUCUUCAAGUCACUGGCUACAUUAGAGCGCACUGUUGAACGAUGUAAAAUUACCUUGGAUGGUGAGGAGGACAAGCUAGGAAUCCAACUCAACUGCCGACAUGGAAUCAACAAGAUCUACAAUCUCUCUUUCAUUGAGUGUGAGACUCUCCAGGCUGUGUUUGACAGAGAGUCUUGCCCAAACUACAUCCAGAGCCAGUCCCGAGUAUUAAGUGAUGCUGUUCUGAAUUUCCAGCUGAAUCAGGAUGAAGUUACGCUCUGUGUUUCACCUGAGAAGAUCAUUAUUAGGAACUAUGUCGAAGAUGAACCAGAUCCUGCUAAGGCCAUUCAUACUGUCCUUACUCUUGAGGCUGGUGAGUUUGACAGAUACAAUAUCACAGGUGAAGGUGAAGUAACCUUCUGUCUCAAGGAGUUCAGAGCCGUUCUCACCUUCGCAGAACCUGUUAAUCUGCCUGUUACCUGCCACUUCUCAGAUCCCGGGAGCCCAAUUAUUUUCACUGUGGACAACAGACCAAUGUUUGAAGGAACAUUUGUCCUAGCCACCCUGGCAGAAAAGUCUGAUUCGCAGAUUUCUAGAAGUCAAAGCACAAGCAAGCAAACUGCGCAAACAACCCACACUCCAAAGACGGUUCCAAAGAUACGUUCAAGCUCACAAACCUCUGUAAACAGAAGCCAGAAUUCCACCUUUGAUAACAUGAGAAGCGGACAGUCAUCAUUACAGAGGUCAGAACAAAUUGGGGAGGUUUCAAGUCGUCUCUUUGAGAAAAGAGCUAGCCUAUCAUCUGCCCACAACUCAUCUCUCCAAGCAAGUAGUCAACGUAGCCUUGAGAAUAAGGCCAUCCCACCCCCCUCCCCCCUGCACCUUGCUCGGGCCAGCACUACCAAUGGCAACACAUCCCACCUAGAGCUGUCCAUGCGAGAUGACUCCCUUCCCGACCUGAACAGGGAUGAAGAUAAAGGAGAACAGGAGGACAUUCCCGGAACACCGCCUGCCAAGAGAGCGAAAAAGUUCAUCUUCCAGCGGUGCUUUGAGUCGACCUUUAACCCGGAAGAUGUACCCGGACAUGACAGGGUUUUGGCCGAGGACUCAGAUGAGGGCAUUUGAUAAGGUCUCUUCUCUAUUUUCCUUUCAGUUUCUUUGUUUCUCAUUAGUGUCUAUUGAUAAUUCCGACUUGUUUUCUUUCUUUGUGGCAGAAAUUGUUUUGAAGGAAGGGAGACUUCUGUGUACUUCGGAGAUGUGUGAAAUAGUCCUUUUAUUAUGAUUCGGUGGAUGAUUGUUGUUAAGAAGGUAGUACUGCAGUGGAAUCCUUUUAGCCACAGUAUUUGUACAUAAGACAAGAGAGAACUCCAGUGACCUCAGUAUGUUUACCUUUUCUUUAGGUACAGGAACUAUAAGUUGAUAUAAGUUGAACAAACUUUCCAGAAUCAAUGAUGUAAACCUGGAUAAUGAGUGUAGAAAUUCAAAAUUCUUAUGAUUGUAAUCAUUUCAAUUUUUACAUGCACUUUUUUUGAGAACUCCAGAAAUUGACCAGAUCUGCCUUUGUGCAUAUGCAUAAUCUACAAAUGUAAAUAUUGAUGUUCCAUCAGAUUGGGAAAAUACUGUAAACUAAUACUGUGCCAGGAACAAAUUAUCUGUGAUAUAUGUAAUUAUUUAAGGAUCAUCUUUCAGUGACAUGGCAGAAUGCUAAAUAAUUUAUGCUAUAUUUUACAUGUAAAUGAAAUAGUUUUGUAU
Messenger RNA from Penaeus chinensis, 2073 nucleotides. It is a transcript of the gene Rad9, whose product is annotated as cell cycle checkpoint control protein RAD9A-like. Lineage: Eukaryota; Metazoa; Arthropoda; Malacostraca; Decapoda; Penaeidae. The transcript has 8 exons. Gene Ontology annotation, cellular component: checkpoint clamp complex. The record is from RefSeq and is a predicted model, not a curated record. Bases 79 to 1446 code for a protein of 455 amino acids. Gene Ontology annotation, biological process: mitotic intra-S DNA damage checkpoint signaling; DNA replication checkpoint signaling; cellular response to ionizing radiation.